UCUACGUUCUCGACCGCUUCCCCUCUCUUUUUUCUCGUUUGCUCUCGCUUGGCCUCGUUAAGGGACCGACCGGUUCUAGGUCGGCCGGACUGUCGCUUCGUGUUGUGCUGGCUGGAGAGGGUACGCUCCUUCACCAUUCUCACAUCUCCCACUGCUUUGCUCGUCACGGAAUCUCACCCGUUCCGAGCGUUCCCGCCGCCCACAUUGAAAUUUUGGCGUGGGGUUGGCCAAACGCGCAAGUCUGCCAACAUUUCCCUUUUUUCCUCCUCCUCUACCACCUCUUCGCCUCCUUCAUUUCUCCUGCGCUCCCUCUGGCACACUACUUGCGAGGGAGCAACGACAACAUGGCAUCGUCAUCAGCUUCGACGGCGAGGAGCCUGUUGGACCUCGUGUGUGGGUGCUGCUUGGGCAGGAGGCAUAGGGGGACCAACUCCGACCUGGAGCGCGCUCCGCUCCUGCCUCCGUCGUCGGCGGAUCAGACUGCUGGCAAGCCCUUUACCUCAUCUCGUCUCGGCAACGCCACGGCGGACCACCAGACUCCUAGACAGGGGCAGCAGCGCGGGGCAAACGAAGGCAGCAGCAGCCGUGCCACCUCCAACGGGACCGCGUCGCCGGAAAGCGUCGCACGCAAGCGAGAGGAGAAACGAAGGCUCGAUGCGGCGCGCUUCAAGCAGGUAAGAGAGUCGGCGCGAAACGCCCUCUUCUCCAUCGACGAUUCCCAGCUGCUACCAUCCUCGGCCUCGACAUCGUCACCGACGUCCUCGUCAAGGUUGAGCUUGCCCCCCAAGAGAGAUGCAAAGAAAGACUCGCAAAGGGCCAGCCUCAUUGCCGCGUCGGACAAUGCCGAACGUCUGUAUAAGGCGGCGCUGGCAUCGCCAAAACAGGGUGUCGGCCCCUCCUCGUCGCCCGUCGGUCUCGUACGUCACCUUCACCUCUCCGUCCAUGAGCCGGCACGGACGCCUUCAGCAACGGCAGAGGGCCAAGAGGACGACGUUCUCGGCGAUGUGAAUCACGAGUCAAUCAACGACGAGCUGGUCAAUACUCUGUCAAGUGGAAGCUCCACGAAGCAAAAGAACAAGGCGAAAAAGCUGCCAAGCCAGCACUCUCUUCGAACCAUUCGACUGGCCGCGGCUGCGGAAGAAGCUUCCCCUUCGAUGUCGUCGGACAACGUCAAUGGCACACAGAGCAGCACAGGAAGUGCAGUCGCCAACAAGAUGCCCACCAAUGGCGAUGACAACGACGACGAUGAUGACUGGGGACGGAGGGGGAGGACGAGGAGCAAGCGUGGCCUCGUCUGGAUCGAAAGUAACAGCGCAGCCAUGACACCCUCUUCGUCCUCGACGCCGGCCAAUCAGAGGGGCAAGCUCUCGGAAGUCUUUCCUGCCCAGGCGCAGGAGACAAAGGGGGACGAGGAGCUGUCAAAGGCAAAAGUGGACAACGCACUCCGCCUCAAUCUCUCAAAUGCUGAAGCCUCGCGAAAGAUGGUCGAGGACCUCAAGAAAAAGACGGCAGACAAGGGCCCAAUUGCUCAGGCGUGGAACGAUGCCUCUUCGUGAGGGAAUCCAUGCUUGCCUCAUACCCAAUCACUCUCUCUAUUUGUCCCACCAAAAAAAAGAGGUUGUCGGCAACCUCGCUCUCUUGUCACCCACCACCAUCAUCAUCUUCACAUCUGGCAAUCUAACCAAGCA
Molecule: messenger RNA, 1688 nt
Organism: Acaromyces ingoldii
Lineage: Eukaryota; Fungi; Basidiomycota; Exobasidiomycetes; Exobasidiales; Cryptobasidiaceae
Exons: 2
Coding region: 345-1556 (403 amino acids)
Source: RefSeq, a predicted model, not a curated record